UUUACGCACAGCCGUUGGGGGUUGGUGCGAUCCGAGACCACGGCAAGGGUGCCACAGCUGUGCUCGGCAGCACAGGCUGAGUCCUUGUCGCUAAAGCAGAGGAACCACUUCUCCUGGGCCCACGAGGUGGCUGUCCCAUGGUCUGCUGAGCACGUGCAGAGCCAGAAGACCUAACCAGAGGCAACAGAAUACAAGGGUUAGAGCUAAAGGAAUAGAUCUAACGUGGAGCCAGGUGAAUUCUUAACCACUGGACCACCAGGGAGGUCUGAGGCAAAUAUUAAUACAUUUCUGUGCACUGGGUCAAGGGAGUUGAAGAGCGCCCCCAGAUGGAUUCACUGAUGCUGGUGCCAUGUUUCUGCAACUCCUGCUGCUUCUGGCCCUGCUGGGCCCUGGCAGCAGCCACCAGCUGGGGAACACCAGUAAGUAUGAACCUGUGAAGGUCCCAGGUGAGGAGAGAGUCCCAGAAGACGAUGAAGACUAUGACUAUAUAGGACAAACGGACCCUCCAGAGAUGCUUGACAAUAUCACUGAGGUCCCCAAGUUUCUGCUUAUGGUGGCAACGCUGGGGCAGAGAGAGUCUGCAGGGCCUGUGACUCCUGAGUCAUUCAUUCUGGAGGUGUCCACAAGGGACUCUGCUGUCCUGAGUGCCACAGGGGCAACCACUGAGAAACUGAGCCCAAAACUGGUCACACUGGUCCCGCUGACCAGAGAACUGGUCACUGAAAUCCCUCCCAAAGUGACGGAUCCAUCCACAGAGCUGGCUGCAGCCACAGAGGCCCUGUCCACGGACCCCGUGACCACAGAGGCCCUGUCCACAGAACCCAGGCUCACAGAGGCCCUGUCCACAGAACCCAUGGCCACAGAGGCCCUGUCCACGGAACCCAGGCUUACAGAAGCCCUGUCCACAGAACCUGCGGCCACAGAGGCCCUGUCCACGGAACCCAGGCUUACAGAGGCCCUGUCCACAGAACCCAGGCUUACAGAAGCCCUGUCCACAGAACCUGCGGCUACAGAGGCCCUGUCCACGGAACCCAGGCUUACAGAAGCCCUGUCCACAGAACCUGCAGCCACAGAGUCCCUGUCCACAGAACCCAAAAUCAGAGAGACUCUGCCCACGGAACCAGCCACCACAGAAGCCCCUUUCAGGGAGCCCACUACCAUACCAGCCCUGCCCACAGAUCCAACCACUGUGGAGGCCCUGCCCACGAGACAUGCUACCACAAGGGGCCUAACCACAGCCCUUCCUGUGGCCUCUGAUACUCCUAAGGGCACCACUGUGGCAGCUGGCGACUUGUCUGAUGACUUCACUGGGAACAAAGAUCAGAGCCUUUUUCCCUGGAGCUCUGUGGCCCCGAUCCCUGCAGAGGGCGUGUCAGACCCGGGCCCCGUGAAGCAGUGUCUGCUGGCCAUCCUCAUCCUGGCCCUGCUGGCCACCAUCUUCCUCGUGUGCACCGUGGUGCUGGCCAUCCGCCUCUCCCGCAAGAACCACCUGUACCCUGUGCGUGAUUACUCCCCCAGCGAGAUGGUCUGCAUCUCGUCUCUGCUGCCCGAGCGGGGGGAGGGGCCUGCUCCCAUGCCCAAUGGGGACCUGCCCAAGGCCAAGGACCAGGGCCGGAAGACGGGGCCGGGGGAGGACCGUGAAGGGGAUGACCUCACCCUGCGCAGCUUCCUCCCUUAGCUCCCGAGCUGCUGAGCCAAGGCCCAUGCCGAGGCUCUAAGCCGGGGGUCGGGCUGCCUUGGAUCCCCCUGGAGACGGGAAUCUUCAGGGCGCGGACUUGGGCUGCCACACACAAGACUGAGAGCAGCCAGGCUCCAGGCACCGAAGCAGGCCUGGCAAACAGAACCUCCGGUAGAGGCUGCAGAUGACUCCCCCAGCUCCCUGCCCAGCCGCCGUGUGUCCUGGGCUCCCUCUAAUGCCUCUGUUCCCUGGCCACUGGAGUCUCAUCCUCACGCACCCAGGAGGACUCAGAGUUCGUCCCCACUGCCAUGCCCACUACUGUUUCCUUCUACGGUCACUGCACAGAAAGGGGGCACUCUGAACUGGAUUCCUUAGUUCACUUCCUAUAACCCCCCCUCCUCAUUUGGGCUAUCUCUCAGGGAACCCACGGUGAGUUGUGGGGGCUGGGCAGGUUCCUUAGGGGACUCUGUGGACCUACAAGCUACUGUCUAGUGACAGCCUAACCCCAUCCUGCCCUCCCUCGCCUCCCCCCCGGGGCCUUGAUUGAGGUGCUCACAGAGGUCUCCCGGCGCCCAGCUCAGAGCCCAGGAUGGCACACACACACACACACACACACACACACGUACGUCGCUCAGUCAUGUUGAGGUGCUCACAGAGGUCUCUCGGGGCCCAGCUCAGGGCCCAGGAUCACACACACACACACACACACACACGUACGUCGCUCAGUUGUGUCCGACUCUUUGUGACCCCGUGACGGUCAGUAAAUGUUUGGGGCUGAACAAGUGAUGGCUGAGUGAAUGCUUCAAGCUGCCUCCUUCAGGUGGGGAGCGGGUCCUUUUGCUGUUCCCCCAACCCCAGGGCCCUUAGGAAGCCCCCUGCACAGGCUAUUAAGGUUACUUCAGGGGGCACCUUGGUGUAUCCUUGGGCGCUGCGGGAGGGGUUCAGGCUGUCGAGGGGCAGAGAAUGCUGGCCCCAGGAACCACUUUGUCCAGUGCCACCCAUGACACAGUUCAAGCCUGCAGAAUUUGGUCCCCCCGCACCCUAAAUCUCUGCCAGAUACCCCCUCUAAACAUCAAUGCCAUGCACCCCAGAAGCCCACCCUGACCUCUCUCUGUUCUGCAUGAGGCUCAUGUCCCCAGUGGCCCCCUCCUCACAGGGGGAGCCUGGCUACACUCCACAAGGCCUUCCUACAACUGACUGGUUGUCUUACAGAGUUUGAAGAAGUGAAGUCGCUUCAGUCAUGUCCGACUCUUUGUGACCCCCUGGACUGUAGCCUGCCAGGCUCCUCUGCCCAUGGGAUUCUCCAGGCAAGGAUACUGGAGUGGGCUGCCAUUUCCUUCUCCAGCAUAGAGAGUCUGGGGCCUGGUAAACUUUUUCUUAAAGGGCAAGAUCAUAAAUAUCUUAGGUUUGGCAGCUCACGUGGUCUCUGUCGUAUCUUCUCAACUCUGGCAUCCUGGCAUGAAGGCCACGAUUGACUCUGCGUCAUGGAUGAAGGGGUUUAGCUGAAUUUUGUUGAAACUUUAAGGCAGCAGGCUGGGUCAGGCUCUAUAAGCUUGUCCCUACUUCAGUUUAGGGUGACCAGAUGUCCUGAGACUUUCCUGGUUUCAGCACUGAAAGUACUAUAUCAAUGGGAUAUAAGGCUUUCGGCUCCAGCAGAUUAGAACAGCGAGUGGCCCUGUUUAAGCACUGAAACCCACGUGGACCCCGAGGGUCAGAUCAGGAAGCCAAAGGCUUAGAGAUGAGAAGGGUGUGGUUUACUUCCUGACAUGGCUGAGCCAGGGUUUCAGACUUUUGAUCUUUGCUUCCUAAUGCCUUUUAGUCAUUUCUGUACACGGGGAAGGAAACACACACACACACACACACACACACACACACACACUUCUGCCUUCUAGAACAUUCAUCUCAGGGGACUUUUUCUCUUCUAAAAAAAUGCCUCCAAGGGCCUCAUUGGGAAUUCAGGACCCCCUCCACUCCGUGGCAUAACCUGCAGAGAAAGAAUUCAAAGAAAAAGUCGAGUUGGGGCAGGGGAAGGGUGGGUGUUGGUUGCAACUCAGAGAGAGGGAUGGGGGGAACGGGAGGAGGAACACAAAAAGCAACAGGGCCGUCGGGGACAGAGUCAGGGAUAAGUGGAGAACUGCCUGGUUCUGUCCUCCCCUGCCCCCUUGCCCUUGAACCUCCACAACAGCUGUGAUACACAGGAAGGUGUGUUCAAGGUGCUCUGGUCGGGCGCUGGUGGAGCUGGGUAUCCGCCAUGGGCGGGACAGCCAACCCUGGAGAAGGUGGAGUCCUAAGACAGCAACAGGAUUUCACUUCCCCUUUAUCAGGGAUCAGAAAACUCAGCUGGUGGAUUCCACAUCACUGGGGUGGGGCCCCAGAGGCUGGAGGACUUGGGGGACAU
Molecule: messenger RNA, 4076 nt
Organism: Bubalus bubalis (water buffalo)
Lineage: Eukaryota; Metazoa; Chordata; Mammalia; Artiodactyla; Bovidae
Gene: SELPLG
Product: selectin P ligand
Exons: 4
Coding region: 350-1678 (442 amino acids)
Biological process (GO): hemopoiesis; leukocyte tethering or rolling
Cellular component (GO): plasma membrane
Source: RefSeq, a predicted model, not a curated record